Trichobilharzia regenti is the source of this 804-nucleotide messenger RNA. The record is from the annotation of a GenBank genome assembly. Lineage: Eukaryota; Metazoa; Platyhelminthes; Trematoda; Strigeidida; Schistosomatidae.
ACGGCAUUGUGAAUAGUAUUUCACAGUUCAAUUAUAAUCCAGAUGCGAAUGUCACUUUUGACACAUGGUAUCAACGAUAUGAGGAUUCAUUCACAGUUGAUCUCGCCUCACAAGACGAUGCUUGAAAGGUGCGAGUGUUAUUACGUAAAUUGGGUCCCGCAGAAUAUGAAAGGUACUGCAACAUAAUUUUACCCCAAAAACCACGUGACAAGUGUUUCGAUGAUACGAUAAAGCUGCUGAGUGAACAUUUUGGAGACCACUCCUCAUUAUUCAGCAUAUGUUAUCGUUGCCUUAAGCUGACAAUGAAUGAAAAUGAUGAUUUUCUUACUCACGUUGGCACAGCCAACCGAGAAUGUGAGAGAUUUCGACUCAGGUCCUUAACAGAUGAUCAAUUCAAAGCCUUGAUUCUUAUAUGCAGUCUUCAAUCUCCUCGUUUCACAGAUAUCCGAACUCGACUGCUCAAUCAGCUAGAACAAAAUCCCAAGUUAACAUUACAUGACAUAGCUGAUGAAUAUCAACGGCUGAUUAAUUUGCAGAAAGACACACACCUGGUCGAAUCAACACCUUCGAGAAGCUCUGAUAUUCAUGCAUUACGAAAGAGCAAAAAUCUCUCAUCAUCCACUCCUGACCCACCUUCUCCUAAUGAUCCGCGGAAAUCUACACAUACUCGUCCAACUUCUCAAAUUACUUUUGAAUAUUCGCUCACACACUUGUUCGGACAUUCAUAUAUUUUUGCUCUCACACUCUUGUGUGACAUAUUGAUUCUCCUUGUGUUUGGAAAAUAGAAGUAUCAUCGCAAACCUA